GGCAUUUAGUAAUUGAAGCGGUUGGACGUCUGUGCAGCAAGAUAUAACGCAAAACCAGAUAUCACAAUUCCAGAACAACUAACAAUGUUGAAGGUGCUUUUUAUAUUCACCGCGUUUCUGCUGGCCGUUGUAGUGGCUUCGCAUAAUCAAGAAUUCCAAGGCCACCGCGGCGAUAGGCCACACCACAAACGACAAAUCAUGCAACAUGGCUCACAUCCUGUCGAGCACGAUAAGCAGCACGGUCGGCAGCAUGAAUAUUAUAAGCAUGGAAGAUUGGAAGUCCAGAAGCCUCAUCACCACAAGGGCCGCGAUGCAAAGAAACAUCACAAAUCCUCCCACCAGCAUCAGCAACAUCAUGGCAAAAAGCACCAAAAUGGACAAGUCCAUGAGCGCAAACAUCAUCAGAAACGCCAUACAGGCUCGCUUCUUCGAUUCUAAGCGAAUUACUCAUAUAGCCCUAACUCAAUAAUAAAUCUAUUGUAUUUCCCAAAGUUUAUACAUAAUAUUAAAUAAGUAACAUUUUCGGCGAAAUUUA
Messenger RNA from Scaptodrosophila lebanonensis, 535 nucleotides. Its product is annotated as histidine-rich glycoprotein. The transcript is spliced from 2 exons. Lineage: Eukaryota; Metazoa; Arthropoda; Insecta; Diptera; Drosophilidae. The record is from RefSeq and is a predicted model, not a curated record. Bases 85 to 438 code for a protein of 117 amino acids.